Messenger RNA from Trichoderma virens Gv29-8, 768 nucleotides. RefSeq lists its product as uncharacterized. Bases 1 to 768 code for a protein of 255 amino acids. NCBI's taxonomy places the organism in Eukaryota, Fungi, Ascomycota, Sordariomycetes, Hypocreales, Hypocreaceae. The record is from RefSeq and is a predicted model, not a curated record. The transcript is spliced from 2 exons.
AUGUCGACCCAACAAACUGCCAAGACCCAAUAUGUCCAGAGUCCUACCGGGACCAAGUACGCCUACCGCCGCAUUGGAGCAGCUACGGGAACUCCUUUGAUCUGUUUAGGCCAUUUCAGGUCUACAAUGGAUCACUGGGAUCCAUUGUUGAUCAAUACUAUUGCUGCGCGCCGGAACGUGAUUCUCUACGAUUAUCCUGGCGUAGGUCGGAGCACCGGGCAAGUUGCUUCAACAAUCCGCCAGAUGGCUGCUGACGUGCACACUUUCCUCGGCCUAAUUGGGAUCGUAGAAAUUGAUGUUCUGGGAUUCAGCAUUGGUGGAAUGGUAACCCAACUCGUUGGACUCAACGCCCGGGAGUAUGCUGCUCAGGCUUAUUGGGAGAGAAUCCACGAGCUAGGCGUGGAGAGCUCUGGUGAAGAGUACGUUAAAUUUCUCAGUGACGGUCUGACUGAUGGAGGCGACGGCAUGAACACAAUGCGCAACGGUAUUACCGAGUUCUUUACGCCUGAGACUUCCCAAGGUCUCAACGGAUCCUAUGACAGACUUGCGGAGUUGAAGAUGCCAGUUCUGGUUGCGAACGGCCAUGACGAUUAUAUGCUCCCCACCGUCAACAGUUGGGUUAUUCAGCAAAAAGUACCCAAUGGAACUCUCAUUGUUUACCCGCGAAGUGGACACGGCUUCCUCUUCCAUUUCCCAACCCAAUUCGGUAGGGAUCUGCUGAACUUUUUGGAGUCUUGGACUUUUGGUUCCAUGACCUUCCCUUGGUGA